This is a messenger RNA of Laccaria bicolor S238N-H82, 3219 nucleotides long. RefSeq lists its product as uncharacterized. The transcript has 10 exons. The record is from RefSeq and is a predicted model, not a curated record. Bases 1 to 3219 code for a protein of 1072 amino acids. NCBI's taxonomy places the organism in Eukaryota, Fungi, Basidiomycota, Agaricomycetes, Agaricales, Hydnangiaceae.
AUGGUCAAGAAUCAGCAUUUGGAGGGUUCAGUCAAUGGAAUGGUGAAUGACACUACUCAUGACUUUUGGAAGGAGCAAACUUCCCUCCUUGUUGUUUCUUCGACUUAUUGCUCAACACUCUUAUGCUGGGUUCCUGGAGUCUUAUCCUACUCAAACAGAGCUAGUGCCAUCCACUUCAAGAACCACUUCCUUGCAGUUAUUAUGAGCAUCGCUCAUGAGGCAGAAGCACGAGGGAUUCCCAUAACAGAUGAUCUCUUCGCAGGGGUCAUGGACUUCAGUGAGGCAGAGCGUAGUGGAUUCAUCCAAGGCUUUGUUGUCUUCUGGAUGGCUCGACCUGAUAAUACACGAAAUCGGCAGGAGCUUCAGGUGGCUGCAGAGCAUCUCCUGAAAGGAUGUAGAGAACAUUACUGCGCUGGUGUUAUGCGUGUCAGCCGUAUCUCUGGCAUCAUUUCACCUGCAAUGGCAGACACAUUUAUCAUGCAUGCAUUGGGCCUCUUAACGCUUCCAACCUCAGCAGAAUUCACCUCACAGGCUUUUCUCCUGGAAGCGAUUCAUUGGAAGCUUUACAGUGCCUGCGGCCGUAAUCAUGAAUUUUUAGAAGGGAUGUACUCCUUACAUGCUGUCGCUGUAUAUUAUGAACGCCUUCAUGAUGGAGCAACUUAUAAAUCAAUAGAAGGGAAGCCAAUCCGCUAUGGCAAAGCAGAGCCAUGGAAGAUUGUCAAGGAGAAUAUUGGUAGAACAAAACCCACAUGCUCCAGAAAACCUGCAGAUAAAAAGUGCAAAAAGAAUGACGGACACCCACCAGACACGAACAAGGAACUCUUGGGCACAAAUGCAAAGCAAAAGCAAUUGACAUUGAAAAGCUUCACAAAAAAGGAACCAGAGCUGAAGAAACCAAAGCCGAUGAAACCAGACCCAAAGAUAGCAGAGUCUCCGGCUACCAGUCCUGCUGUUCAAGACCUGCCGAGCUAUCCCUGGUUCAAGAAUUCUUGCUGGCUCGACUCUUUGUUGCAACUUCUCUAUACCACCAUGCACUGUUCAGUCAACGAAUUCAAGGCUAUUUAUAAUGCACUUCCAGAAAACUCUGCAAUACGUCCAGUAUUUUCUCAUUUGUUGGAGCGGUAUGAUCUCAAUGAGGUUGAAAAGACUACAUCAACAUUCCUCUGUUGUCAACAGGACUCCCUACAUACCCACCUGAAGAAAAAGAAGGUUAUCAAGACUGUUAGUGGAUUUGAAUCACUUUUUGCCUGGUUUGCAGAGCUGGUCAAACUGGAGGAAGUGCAUUCAUCCUAUCGUCCAGUUUCCACUUUCGAAACACUCUUCAUCGAGAUUCACUACUGCACGGGAUCGUCCAGUAUUGGUGGUCCUCAUGUUGAGAUUUCUCACCACCCUCAACGACGACGAAUCCAACAGCUGACACCACACAACUUCAAACAGUUUCAGGGAGAUUUUGUGGAUUGGGUCUCCCUAGACAAAGAGCAAGUUCCAGCAACUAGUUGCUGGCGUGUCAAGGAGACUGUACCUCUUUGUCUGGGUGCCAGAGAAGAUAUUUGUUAUCUGCUUACUUCUCUCCUGCUUCUUUUCACUAUUGAAGUUGGUGAUGAGCAUCCAUCCAAGACCAUGCCUCAGGAAUGGGAUUUUCCUUCGACGCUGCUUCCUCAUACCCAAUCUGUGGCAAAUUCUCAUGGACUUGUUUAUGAUCUCAUGGGACUAGCCUUGACCAACGAAGAUGGCAAUCAUUUUAUUGCUCGGCUCUUUUCAACGACCUACCACUCAGACCAAUUUGUCAAGCUCGAGAGCAACAAGUGCACCUGGCUUUUGAACCCUUUGAGAUCGUGGACCCUUGAGUAUGUUUCUCACGAUGCACCAGCUGACAUUACUGAGGAAUCUCUGUCUCCAGAGCCCGAGGAAGGUGUAAUCUCCCAACCUGGAUCACCGACUACUCCACCUAGCCCUCUGUCUUCUCUCCCAGAUUCAGAAUUUGAGUUGAACUGCCGAUGUGGGAUCAUCGGUAAUGGUAAUAUUCUUUAUCAUCACGAGCAUGAGGUGGCUAUCCAAUGCGAUCAAUGUUGUGAUUGGUCUCAUAUUGCGUGCCAGCGCGAUGGAAGAGCCAGUAACCUUGUGCCAGAUGCCCCGUUUAUCUGUGAUUCAUUGUUUGAGUUGACCAAAAAAUCUUACAGGGAGCUCGAGGCACGUCUUGCAUUGAAUAAACCACUCGAGUUACGAUUACGAGCGGGGAGAGGCGCGCUAGCGAGACGUGAGCUGUUUUGGUAUCCGGUGCGCCUCAUUCAGGCAGUGCAACACGGUUGGAGGGUGCAUUGGUGGAGGGAAAAUCAAUAUCUUGACAAGGAUGAGCCUGCAGCUGGUGGAUUUUCUGUUGUGAAUACCAAGGACAUCGUUGAUUCGUUGUGGAACGACCGAUUGGCAAGACGAGUAAUACGGCUCGGAAAAUGGAAACAUGCCCGGGACGUCAAAACCUCAGAAGACAUUCUCGCGGAUCCAUCUAAAAUACCAUACAGCGAGGAAAUCAACAAAAUCCUCUCGCCAUUCAAAAAGCUUCUGAAGAAAUUACUCACAUGCUAUGGUCCGGAUGACCUGAAGAGUGAAAUCAUCCCGGCAAGAGAUUGGUUAGAAAAUGGCAAAAAGCCUCUUCAAACAAGCUUGGUUCUGUAUUGCGGAGCUCUUUCUAUCAUCGAGAGAGCCCAGAUUGCAAAUUGGUUUCUGUGUCACAUCAGCAAAAAUGCAGAGACCUGGCUCGGGUGCUUACUGCUAGCUCAUGUGUUCACCCUUUACACCGCAGAACAUAUCAAAAAUGAACCAAAGUUCAAGGUACUCACACAGCCAGAAAUCAUCAACGAGGCUUGGAGGAUCCAAUUUACAAGUAUCCCUUCAGUCUUGUUCGACAUUGAUGUUGAACGCGAGGCCUUGGAGAAUCUGGAGACCAAGAUGUUUGAGGUUUCGAGAGCUGUGGGGAUCACGAGUUAUUGUCAAUGGGGCUUGGACACAGGACAUCACCAAGAUUGGGAUCCGUAUGCAAGGAUGGAAGACUUGAAUCACCAGGAUUGUCCCGGAGAUGGUGAUGAUCUUCAGUUUGGACCCGAUUACAUUCACCGCGAAGAGAUAAUACAACUGACGGAAAAGAAAUCGCUUCCCAAACCAUGCCCCAAGAUGAUCAAGAAGACCGUGCCCUAUGUUCAGCACAUGGCUGUAAACAAUUAA